CACACACACACAUACAUACAUACCGUCCAUCUUUUCGCCCUCCGUCUCUCCUUCUGCCCGUCCGCACGGACCGUCGACCGCCCCCAUGGCGCAUCCGAGAGGCGGUCCCCUCCCUCCGCUGAAGAGGGCGCUGAUGAAGCCCCAGCAAUAUCGCCGGCUUUAUAGGAGGGAGUUCCUUCAGGCCGCCAUCGAGACGCCCGACAGCGAGGUGGAGCGCCUCCUCCGUGACUCUCCAUCAGUUGAUGUUUCGGCUCUUCGGAAAGCCAUCUUGGCGCGAGCCAGCAAGUCCAUCCCCCCUCGUAGGCGUCUCAUCUGUUGGCUACUUUUGACCGGCUGCUUGCCGGCCCCGCGACAGGCAUGGCCUGACGCACCCGAGCACUUUCUCCAGGAGUAUGAGGAAACCUGCCUCGCUUUGUCGGUGCUGGUUCCCGGCAUCGACGCCGGGAGGCCGGAGUUUCACAUUCCCGGCACCGGGGUGCUACAUUUCCCCAUGGUCCCCGGAGCCGUCUGUACUCCGGCCGACCUGACAUACUGCCAGGGUGAGUGUCAGGCCGACGACCAGUCGGACGAGAUGUCCACCCUGGUCUUGACCUAUGGGGCUUUUUUGACCCGCGGCCUGGCUGCCGCCCUCCCGAAGCACUGGCUGGAGCUCGCUGCGCAUCCCCAUCUACGGGCCAUCGCACGCAUCUUCCUGGAUCUGGCAUGCUCCCACCACUCGUGCAGCCCGAUGACAGCGUGCCCGCCGGCAGCCGACACUGCUCCCGGCAUGUCGGCACGUAGCUUGGCGUUCAUCCUCUUUUCGCGCUUCUGCCAAUCGGAUGGCAUCUUUCCGCUGGUCCCCCCACCAGGCCCGAGCGGAACCGGGGCCUUGAAUGGUCGUGAGGGGGCUACCUCUGGCGCUGGGAUUGUUCCCGGGGGGGCGUCCGUGCCGAAGCUCUUUACCCUGACACCAGCGCGCAUCCAGUGGCUUUCUCGCUUUUGGACAGUCCUCGACCCGUACUGCUCAAUGGCAGUCACCAAGCUUGCCGGUGUGUCGGUGGACAUGUUCGCCACACGAUGGUUCAACACAUACUUUGCCGGAGUGCUGCCCGCAUUGGAUGUCAUUGAGGCGAUCAUGGUCCAUCAGCGUGCUGGGGCAGUGUUGAUUUUCGUGGCGCUGGCCCUUCUGGAAUUCCUUCGCCAGCAACUCCUCACUUCGGUGGAGGUGAUCAUUGCCUCGCUUCAAGAAACGCUGGAACAUAUGGACGACUCGGAUGACGUCCCCGCCAACUGCCUUUCCUGGUUGUCAGAAUCCCUGGCUCCGGUUCCCCUCUUGUUGAAUGUCGAGCACCUGGCCUCCCUGGUGCCCAUCAACCCCACAGACUAUCCACCCCCAAAGACCGGCCCGGGGAAAGCAGCAGCAGCAGCAGCAGCAGCAGCAGCAGCAGCGGUAGCACCACCAACCCCGACAACCGAACCAGCCCAUGCAGGCCCGGUCGCAGAUUCUCCGCGUGCCAGUCCGGCGGCGGCGGUGCCUCCGGCGGCCGACACCGGGAGACCACUGGCCCGUGCACUCAACACCAUGCGGCAGCGCGCCAUCUCAACGCUGGAGGGCUCCGGCUCGGGCGGCGGAGACCUUCACCAUCAUCACCGGCCAGAUUCCCUCCCGACCGGGCCGGUCUCCCUCGGGGUGGGGACCCCGCGCUCGCCGGCCCCGGGCUCCGGUGCCACCUCUCCCGCGCCGGGACGCGCCUCAGGGCCGCCAGUGGCCACUGCCCGGUCGGAGGGCAGCACCCCUGGCUCACCGCGAGCUGGAACGGCGGCGGCCCGCGCCGCGGCCCCCUUUGGCUGGGCCCACCUCCUGCAAGAUAUCGAUCCUGUGGCACAAAGUUUGGCCCUGCGAUCGGUGCUCAUUGUUCUCGGUGUGACUGUUCCGCAAUCGGCCGACUCCGACUCGGAAUCCGAGGGCGAGGAUCUCGAGACCGGGCCCGGCGCCCCCUCGCAGGAGGCCCCCGCCGCCUGGCCGCCUGUCUGCCAGAUCGACUGCGCGACAUCUUCAGAACCUGCUGCUGCCCAUUCACGUGGGGUGGACAUCACGUCCAGGAGGCGCUCGCACAGCGUGUCCAACACCCCGGCGCCUCUUCAGCUGGCAGCUGCCGACGCAUACGCCAUUGUCGCCCGUGGGCUGGGGCUUCUGGCCCAGGCCGAAAGACUUGGCGCUCUGCCGAUCUCGCUGGAGUGA
This is a messenger RNA of Fonticula alba, 2221 nucleotides long. RefSeq lists its product as hypothetical. The record is from RefSeq and is a predicted model, not a curated record. Lineage: Eukaryota; Rotosphaerida; Fonticulaceae. The transcript has 5 exons. Bases 86 to 2221 code for a protein of 711 amino acids.